AUGCAAGCUGUAAAUAAUAGUAUAAUUUAUCAACUUACCAACGUCGGAGCUACUCAGCAACUGUCACCGCUAAAGACCCCCAAGAAAAAUCCGGCCUCGAGAAAGGAUCAACUUACACCAUCACCGUCAUCAAAAGGUAAAAAAUGGACGGAAAAAUUGGCUAAAUUUCAGAGGAGUAGUGCAAAAAAGGGAAACCCUUUUGCAGUUUCUCCAGCGUCGCAUCCUUUAGUGAGAACCCCUACAAUUAGUGAUGAGCCUGGUAAUGCAAAAACACCGUAUUCGCCACCAAGCAAUCAGCUUUUCACUUCCCGCACUUCGUCCUUACCAAGACCUAACUCAAGUUGGUGUCAUAAUAUAUCCGGCUCAACUCCGUCUUCUAUGGGUAGUGGUGACACUGUCAGACGAUUAGCUGCGCCUAGGGUAAUACCAUUUGGCUAUUCGAAAGAUCGCAUUUCCCCAAAGAAGUCCUUCCUGAAUGAAAUCUGUACUAUUUGCGACGAACCUAUAUCAAACAAAAGUAGCGGAGAAAAAGUAAUUGAGCUUGAGUGUUCUCACAUUUUUCAUCAGGAGUGCUUAUUACUGUCAAUUGGAACGUCGGGCGAUACACCUUCCAAUGAUUUAUACAAUUUGUUCCCACCAUGUAGGGCUUGUCUCAGCGAGACAGGAGCUUUCAAUAGAUGCAUACCAAGGGACGCAGAACUAAGGGACAGGUUGAUAUCAGGCUUUUUACUCAACAGAAAAAAAACAGUUCACCUUGAAACGCCAACAAUAUCUCCCAAUGUAGCAUCUGGUAAUUAUAAAGGCCAGUUAGCAACACCUGUCAAAAUAGCAGGUUUGAGUCAAGUGAGGAAACAGUCGCUUAUGGCGGAAACUCCGACUGCAUCUAAUUCAAUGAAAAACAUAUCAUUAGCAAGCGCCCCUACUAGAAGGCAGAGUGAAAGGGUAACCAGAAAUGGCAUUAGUGCUAAACAGACAAAGGUGUGUGCACAGCAUGUUAUAAGAGGUAGUUAUUUUGCUGCUUCGCCAUCUAUCGUGUCGUCAGUAGCUGAGUCUGAUUCAUUUAUUUCCAACGAUGCUUCUCAAGCAUGUUUGACCUUGGAAACAGGUUAUAACAUGUUUCAACUACCUAUUUUGAGAACGUUUUACAUAAAAACGCUCUUGAGGAACUCCCCUACGAAAAUAAUCGAUUGGGAAAUAGAUGAUAAGUUUGGUCUCCUGCGAUGUGUUGACAAAUUGGUUGUUUCAAAGGAUGGAUUCAACUACACACCUUGUCUGUGCUAUCUCUUUGAAAAGAGGUUGGUCGUUUGCUUAUUGAUUGAAAAGGAUCACACUAGGUGUAGUAAUAUCCUAGAAAACCGGUUUGAAUCUGUUGAGAUCUACGGUCCACUUUCUAAUGCUAAAGUAACAACCUUUGAAGCGUCCGUUCUGAGAUGCACUAUCCAAGAACACACUUCUGACAACUGGCAAAAAUUGUUUUUGAAAGAAUCGUUAAAUUCCAAUAGCAGCAAGAUUAUCCAGAAAUGGAUCUCAGGUUUGUUGGAUUUUGAACUUUUGUUCAAGGAAACGGAUUUUAGCUCCACCUUAACUGCACCUUUAAUGAUUGAAAAUAUGCUUGAUUGCAAGAGUGACGAGUGCAGAUCAUUUACAGGUCUGGUAUCUCCUAGAAGGUUAAUAGAAGUGACGGCCUUUAAUCAGGGCCAUCGCAGCGUAAUCAUGAAACGAGCAGUGGACUUUUUUACCGAGUGUGAUCUGGCGACAAGUCGGAGCGCUGUAUCAUAUGCAACAAAUGCAACGAAUACGAUUAGCACUGUGAUGACUUCUAUAAGCCGGAUUCUUUCCUUGAAGCGAGAAACCCCUGAUGAUUUAGUUAUCGUACUGCAACUCGAUUAUGAGAAGCUCAAGAAAGACAAUGGCUUCAAAAUAAUUGACAAUAGUUUGAGGGCUUUGAACUCAAAGUUUCUAUCUCUCAAACUAUGUUUGGUUGACUCAGAUGGUUUUUUAAUAGAUUCAUUUCUUCUGGGAUCCCAUCAUUUUACUAGUGUUAUGGAGAUGGCGUCAUGCAAUAGCGACAGAAAAUUCGAGCCUCAGUGGCUGAAAAAUAAGUAUUAUCCGGGAGGUCUGACUCAGAACGUAGGUAUUGCGGUUAUUUCGAAUUCGAGCAUGCAGAAUGGCAAAUCGAGUCUUCUGUUAGAUUAUGAUUCGUUUACAUGUGGUGGAAGAAGAAGACCGAAUGAACUCAAAGUCAAGAUCGGUUACUUAAAUGCAGAUUAUAGUGAUAGAGUGAACGAUUUGGUUGAAGUAGAAUCUUGGAACGAUCUACUAGAAGCAGUGAGCUAUAGUUUCAGUAUUUAUUUCGGCGAUGACGAUGAUGACAAUAUCACUGAUUGCGAAGUGACGACAGAUGAAAACUGUGUCAGUGAUACUGAGGAGAGCGAGGUUGGUGAUGAAGGAACAACAAUUUCUGAUACAAAAUCUUCAACUGUUGUGCGAUCACUGUCUAAUUCCAACAUUGAUCAUCUUUGUGGAAGAGAUAGCUUUGAUAGCGGGCUCGCCUUCUUGAAGUCGCCAAGAAAAGAGGACGCCGUUCGAUACUUAGAAUUCAGUAACGAGCAGAAUAAGGCAAAGCAUUUGUGCAAUGCUGAUGAUGUCUGGGACCCUUUAUUCAAUGAUAUAGAACAGGCGAUCAAAGAAAUGGAACAACUCAGUCCUAUGCGGUCUGCGAACAGAGAAAGUUUCCGAUCCUUCAUUUGUCUUUAG
Messenger RNA from Zygotorulaspora mrakii, 2757 nucleotides. RefSeq names its product Ste5p (gene STE5). The transcript has a single exon. The record is from RefSeq and is a predicted model, not a curated record. Lineage: Eukaryota; Fungi; Ascomycota; Saccharomycetes; Saccharomycetales; Saccharomycetaceae. Bases 1 to 2757 code for a protein of 918 amino acids.